AUGACCAAACCAAACUUAUUUCCAAAAUCCAUUAAAUCCAUUUACAGUUAUAGUAAUAAAAGAUUUUAUCACUUGUCAAAUAAUGAAGAAAUCGAUAAAAAUAAAUUUGAAAAUAUUUAUGAUAUUGUUAUUGUUGGAGGUGGAAUAGUUGGUAAUGCCUUAGCUUGUGCUUUAGCAACUAAAUCACAUAGAAUUGCGCAUAUUGAAUCUAAUGAAUUAUCAUCAUCCGUUAUAAAAUCAUGGAAUGCACAAGAUAAUUUGUUUUCAAAUCGUGUCAGUUCCUUAACACCAAAAUCUGUCAAGUUUUUUAAAGAUAUUGGUGUAUGGGAUCAUGUUGAUAAGAAGAGGAUCAAAGGAUUUAAAGAAAUGCAAGUAUGGGAUGGUAUUUCUGGUGCAAGAAUUAAAUUUGAUUCUAAUAAAAGGGAUGGAAUUAGAAGUAUUAUUGAUAGUUUCAUUAGUAGUGGAAAAAAUUAUAACAUACAAAAUGCUAUACUCACUAGACUUGAUCAAUGCAAAUCAGGCAAUUUCAAAUUAUUUGAAAAAACUAAAGUAGAAGAUAUUUAUUUUGAUAAUGAUAAAGAUAAUAACGAAUACGCUCCCUAUGAUUUACAUGAUUGGCCAAAUAUUAAAUUAAAUGAUGGUAAAAUAUUGAAGGCUAGAUUAUUGGUUGGAGCUGAUGGAAUAAAUUCUAUUGUACGCUCUUUUGCUAAUAUAGAAUCAAUAGGAUGGGAUUAUAAUUCAAACGCUGUUGUUGCUACUUUACAUAUAGAUUCUCAAGUGGACAAUUCUACUGCAUGGCAAAGAUUUCUACCUACAGGACCAAUCGCAAUGUUACCAAUUAAAAAAGGAUUUUCUUCUAUGGUUUGGUCAACAACACCAUCACUUGCAAGUAAAUUUUGUUCAUUGCCAUCUAGUGAUUUGGUACAUUUGAUAAAUUCGGCAUUUCGAUUACGAGUUGCAGAUUUAGAUUAUUUUUAUUCACAAAUUAAAAAGGAUGAUGAUGUAAAAAUGGACUAUGCAAGUGAGUUCUCAUGGAGACUUGGCGUUGAACGGGAUUCAAUAAGUACUACUGAUGGAUGGCCACCUAUGGUUAUAGAUAUCCAAGAAAAAAGUUGCGCAAGAUUUCCAUUAAGAAUGAGAAAUUCCGAAAAUUAUGUUAAAGAAAGAAUUGUGCUUAUUGGUGAUGCAGCACAUACAAUACAUCCACUUGCUGGACAAGGAUUAAAUCAAGGAUUAGCGGAUGUUGAAAGUUUGUUUAGAGUGAUUAAACAAGGAGUAAUGAGCGGUCAGGAUAUAGGAAGUCUUCAAUUACUCCAAGAUUAUUCAUCAGAAAGAUAUCUAUCAAAUCUUUUGAUGAUUGGUGCAGUUGAUAAAUUGCACAAAUUAUUUAGUACAGAUUUUACACCUAUAGUAUGGGCAAGAUCAAUAGGUUUAGAAUCUUUAAAUGGAUUAGAACAUUUAAAGGCAGAAAUAAUGAAAUUUGCCAUGGGCGUGGAAUAA
Messenger RNA from Entrophospora sp. SA101, 1500 nucleotides. The record is from the annotation of a GenBank genome assembly. Lineage: Eukaryota; Fungi; Glomeromycota; Glomeromycetes; Entrophosporales; Entrophosporaceae.